Molecule: messenger RNA, 1009 nt
Organism: Mytilus trossulus (common blue mussel)
Lineage: Eukaryota; Metazoa; Mollusca; Bivalvia; Mytilida; Mytilidae
Product: small ribosomal subunit protein eS4-like
Exons: 7
Coding region: 68-913 (281 amino acids)
Biological process (GO): translation
Cellular component (GO): ribosome; cytosolic small ribosomal subunit
Molecular function (GO): structural constituent of ribosome; RNA binding
Source: RefSeq, a predicted model, not a curated record
AUUGGGACGUCCAUUUUCUUCUCUUCCAUUGCAUUCUGGGAACUUCCUUUUUUGUAAGGUAACCAACAUGGGUUAUCGAGGGCGUAGAAAGUGUCUUAAACGUCUAACUGCACCAAAAUCAUGGAUGCUGGACAAAAUGAGUGGAGUGUUCGCUCCACGACCGAGCACCGGUCCUCACAAACUAAGGGAGUCACUGCCCUUGAUUGUAUUUCUUAGAAACAGGCUAAAAUAUGCUUUGACAUACGAUGAAGUAAAGAAGAUCGUACACCAGAGAUUGAUCAAAGUUGACGGCAAAGUCAGAACAGAUAUGACAUUUCCAGCAGGAUUCAUGGAUGUUGUUACCAUUGAUAAAACACAGGAAAACUUCCGUCUUCUGUAUGAUGUAAAAGGUAGAUUUGCUGUACACCGAAUCAAGUCUGAAGAAGCAAAGUACAAACUGUGCCGUGUAAAGAAAGUUUAUUCAUUUUAUAACAUAUCUUGUAUGAUGUUUCAGUACAAACUGUGCCGUGUAAAGAAAGUUGGAGUAGCUUUGAAGGGAGUUUGCUAUGUUGUCACACAUGACGGACGUACAAUUCGUUAUCCAGAUCCAUUGGUCAAAGUUAACGACACAAUAAUGGUUGACAUUGCAACUGGAAAGAUUAAAGAUUUCAUCAAGUUUGAUUCAGGAAAUCUCUGUAUGAUAACUGGAGGCCAUAAUUUGGGAAGAGUUGGAGUUAUUCAACACAGAGAAAGACAUCCAGGAUCAUUCGACAUUGUUCACAUUAAAGAUUCUUUAGGACAUAGUUUUGCUACCAGAUUAAGUUACGUUUUCAUCAUUGGAAAAGGAAACAAACCAUAUGUGUCACUUCCACGUGGUAAAGGUGUCAAAUUGAGUAUUGCUGAAGAGCGAGAUCGCAGGAUGGCAGCUAAAUAAACUGUUAGAGACUGCAUCAAAUAAAAAAAAAAAUGGAAGAAUUUGUGUCUUGUAUUUUAAAAAUGUUUAUCAAGUUACAAUUACAAAAUCUACAUU